Humulus lupulus (European hop) is the source of this 690-nucleotide messenger RNA. RefSeq lists its product as uncharacterized. Lineage: Eukaryota; Viridiplantae; Streptophyta; Magnoliopsida; Rosales; Cannabaceae. The record is from RefSeq and is a predicted model, not a curated record. The transcript is spliced from 2 exons. The coding region runs from base 1 to 690 and encodes 229 amino acids.
AUGGAUUUGAGCCAGUGUGAGCAUUUUAGGAAGCAAGCCCCACCUAGUUUUGAAGGGAAAGCUGACCCUAUGGUAGUAAAAUUUUGGUUGAAGUCUGUAGAAUCUUUCUUUGAUCACAUGGAGUUGAACGAUCAUCAAAGGACAGACUUUGUUCAAUCAUUUGGCAAGAAGUACUUCAUUGCAACUGUAUUGGCAACCAGAGUGGACGAGUUUGUGACUUUGGUUCAAGGGAGCCUUUCUAUUACCGACUACGCAAUGAAGUUUGACAGGUUGGCUAGGUUUGUAUCUGAAAUCGAACCAACUGAUGCCAUGGGGGUCCAAAGUUUUAUGAAGGGACUUAAGCCAAUGAUUGCUAGAGAUGCCAAGAUGACCAGUGCUGAGGUGGUUAGUUAUGCUGAGGUUUUGAAGGCACUUGAAGUAGAGUACUUGGAGGACAGUAUAUGGAAGGAUAGUGUUGCAAGAAGGGAGGCCAAUGGAAACAAAGGCUUCCAUGAGGUCAAUAAGAGGAAGGCCUAUGAAGGGCAGAGUAGUGGCAAUGACAAGAAGCCUAGACCCCUGACCACAAAUGGAAAUAAUCACAACAAUCAUAACAACCACAACAACUAUAACAGUCACAACAAUGAUCGUAACCGUGGAAAUCACCAAGACAACAAAGUUGAGCACCCCAUCUACCCUAAAUCCUCGCGAUGA